Molecule: messenger RNA, 2257 nt
Organism: Punica granatum (pomegranate)
Lineage: Eukaryota; Viridiplantae; Streptophyta; Magnoliopsida; Myrtales; Lythraceae
Source: RefSeq, a predicted model, not a curated record
CCCUCUCUCCCCCUCCCAAAAUUCCCAAAUGCGAUUCCGAUUCUCGGCCCGUCAUCUCUCGGUCUUUCCCGCGGAGGCGCGUGUCUUUCACUCUCUUCAACUCGACGUCUCUCGCGGUCACUGUAGCUCGCUAUCGCUAUCGCUCUUCCCCUGUCCCUCUGUCUCUCUCUUUCUCUCUCCCCCGUCUCUGCGAUUCGACUCUCUGUCUCCGAAACUCUCUUCACUGUUUUCUCUUCACGGUGCUGCUGACCAAGAUGACUGAUUUUGAAGCGAAGGAGCCGAAGAUCAACGGGAAGGCGUCCAUCACUGAAGAGGACAUGUCGAUCCUCCUUCAAAGGUAUCCAGCCCCUACCGUGCUGACGCUGCUGCAAGAAGUGGCCAAUUUCCGGGGCGCAAAGAUCGAUUGGGAGAGUUUGGUGAGGAAUUCUUCGACCGGAAUUUCUAAUGCACGGGAGUAUCAGAUGUUGUGGCGCCACCUGGCUUACCGCGACACACUGCCUGAGAAAAUGGAAGAUGAUGCCGAGCCUGUUAACGAUGAUAGCGAUCUAGAAUUGGAAUUGGAAGCUAGUCCUGCUGUCAGUCAGGAAUCUUCGGCUGAGGCUGCAGCCUCCGUCAAGGUACUAAUUGCCUCAGGUUUACCAAGUGAGUCUACUGUCUCGAAUAACUUGACUGUCGAGGCUCCCUUGACUAUAAAUGUGCUAAAUGGCCAAUCAUCCAAAGGACGCUCAGAAAUUUUACAAGCACCUUCAUCGACGCAUAGCUUGAAUAUUACUGUUCCGGUUUCUGUUCAGAAACAACCAAUGCCAACAGUGGCAUCCUCUGGAGGAUUGGAUGGAAAUCUGCCUCUGAAAAAGAAGAGAAAACUGUGGUCCAAGGCUGAGGAUCUGGAACUUAUUGCUGCUGUGCAGAAAUGUGGUGAAGGAAACUGGGCAAACAUUUUGAAAUCGGACUUCAAGGGAGACAGAACUGCUUCACAGUUAUCUCAGAGGUGGGCCAUUAUCAGGAAGAGACAGAAGAACUUGAAUGUAGGAGCUGGAAGUUUAACCAGCACCCAGCUUUCUGAGGCCCAAGUAGCAGCUAAUCGUGCUAUGUCUCUAGCCCUUGGCAGGCCCGAGAGAAUUUUGACAUCAGGCACUGGUAACAAGCUAGCUCAAAAUCAGUCUCAACCAGCAGCUUUAAUGCCACCCAAACCAUCUCCUGCAGUGGAGUCCAGCUCGAUGGUGAAAUCUGUUGUAUCCAUCAAAAGAUCACCACCAAAGCCUAGCACUGACACUGAUUCUACUAAAAUAACAGCGGCGGCAGUGGCUGCUGGUGCUCGCAUUGCCACCCCAUUGGAUGCUGCAUCACUUAUGAUGACUGCACAGGCAAAGAAAACCGUUCGUGUAAUUCCCUCUGGAGGUAGCUCUGUAAUAAAACACACCAUGUCUGGAGGUUCUGCCAUUUCUGGAGCUUUUCCUAAUGUUCACCAUAUCCGGACCGGUCUUUCAAGUCCACCACUUUCAGGCCAAGCUGCCAGCACAUCUAGUGCUACCCGCAUAAGUUUAGUGAAACCAGCCUCAGACACAGUUCAUAGUGGCCCAGUCAUGAAUAGUCAGCAAGUUGAUGCCAAACCUGUCGAGUCCACUAAACCUCCAUUGGAGCAAGAAGCUAAAUGCAAGAAUGAAAGAGAGGUUUUCAAGCCUUGUAAUGUGCCGAAAGACCAGUCCCAAGAGCAUGGUGUUUGUGUUUUAGAUAAACAUCCAAGUCCACAAGUUGAAAUGGCUACCACUCCUCAAGCACAGGCAGAAACCAGAGAACAAGUAAAUGUCGAGAAGGAGGCCAAAGAGGGAGAGAGUCUCAAUCCCGAUAAAACAGCAGUAUGUUCGGAUGCAACGGGAAUUGGGACUCAACCUGCAGCUAAGAAGAUACCUGAGGAACCAAGUACAGAUGGGAAGCCCGGCGAGGACUUGCCAGGGUUGGCAGUAGAUAAAGAGAGAGCAGAAGAAGUUCAAGUGCUAAGAUGAGUAGCAUCAGGGACCGAGUUUUAGUCAGGCUAGAGGUUAGUUGUGCAAAUAGCAACAUUCUCUUUCUGAUACUUUCAUCUAUUUACGGACUCAGUUGUAAAGUCAGAUAACCUGGGAAAUGGUGGUGACGGAGAAAAGCUGUUGUCACUUUCGUUUCGCCUUUGUUCCAUGAGAAUCGUCAAUGGCUUAUGUUGACUUAGAAUGUUUGUACUUCGUGUAAAUGACUAUACAAGAAACAUGUUCUUGCAUGGAAA